GAUAAAAUGGUUUCCUGUGAAUGUGUGCUACUGUAUGUGGUGACUGCUGUCAGUUCAGGACUCUAAACAGCACAGGGCACAUCAGCCUGGACUUCGGCGGCUGAGGGCCGGAUCUGUGGAUCGCAGGACUGACGUGGACAAAGGAGAAACACGUUAGAAGACAAAAUGAAGUAUCUUCCAAGAGAGCUAGUGAUCUUAGUGGCCACCAUCGCUAUGGGCUGGAGUCAGCAGGAGGAGGUGGUGGUGAUCGGACAAGAAGGACACCAAGUCGUUUUACCCAGGGCAGAUAAAGCGAAAGAUGUAUCUUGGUGGUUUGGAAACAGUAAACACAGCAUACACCAAGCCGUGAUAAUAAUACAAAGGGGGACUCAAACAUACGGUUCAGAUAUGAAGGGCCGCGUGUCUUUGUCCACAAGCAACACUUCCCUUAUCAUCAGCAGCUUGAAUAGUAACAAUUUUGGUUACUAUAUGUGUGAAGUGGGGCAGAUGAAGACCUUAUACAGACUUUACAGGGCCAAAGUCACAUCUUCCCUUGCCCCACUGGUUGUGGCCUCCCAGGACUUGUCUUUGGUUUGUGAGGUAGAGAACUUUGAUCAAGGUCUGGACUUUCAGUGGAGGUCCCCUCAGAAUAGUGUGAACAGCAAUGAGAAACAUCUGACAAUUAAGGGAAUCACAGUGGAGGAGCAUGGCACCUGGAUUUGUGUCGUCACGCCCAAAGGACAAAGGUCUGAUGGCAAAUCCCCCAAUGAAUUCUUCAUCAAAUUCUCCAUCACCGUGGUGGACCUCAACUGUUCCAAAGCAUUAUACACCACCAACGGCUCAAGUCCUCACAUCCCCUGUUACAUCACCAGUGUGGAACUCUCUGCACUUUCAGGUUUGAAGCCAAUUACAGGUAGCUGGACCUUUAAACCUCAUGUGGGCAACAAGGACUUCCAGAAGGUCGCCUCAUUUACCGACCAGCAUCAGUGGGAGGUCGUCACCAGUCACUCAAAUUGGAUACAGAACACUGGGCCGCUUAAAAACAACCUGUCCUUGAAUAUUGCAUCUGUCCUGGAGGCAGACGUGGGGACUUACCGCUUCGAGCUAACCCUUAGAGACAUCACGAUAAGAAGAGAAGUCGAGGUGAACAUGCUCAGAGUUCAUUCAUCUCCUGACUCCCCCAUAUAUUACAUUGGUGAUCCGUUCAACAUCAGCUGCUCUCUGGUUGACACUGAAAUGAGCUCUGACUUGACCAUCAAUUGGAUAGUGCCGGAGAAAUCAUCAAUAAAGGAUACCCUGCCAGACCCCUCCCCGGCUGUGCUGUCCAUCCCCCAGGCAACAGAGAAAGACAAAGGGAGGUGGAGGUGCAAUCUGAAGGAGAAGAAAACAAUACUAGUCUGGGCAGAAUUGAAUCUGAAAAUCGAGAGCCGCCCUGUGAACGUGGUUCUGUGCCUGUCCCUCUGCGGAGCAGGCAUCCUCAUCAUCUUCAUCAUCAUGGCCAUUCUGAAGCUGAGACAGGUACACCCCCCUGGCAAUGGGUCCCUUGCUGGUGACAGAGUGGGACCAGGAGUCUCAUACGGGGGCGGGGGGGCAUCUUAUCCACCAUGUGCAGUGGUCAUGACACACCUGCUGUUUGCUUACCCAUGUUUCUGUCCUUCUGCUGUGAUCCAGAGGGUCCAUUGCAGGAGGAGACCCAAGAAGAAGUACUGCCGCUGCAAAAAGUCAGUAACCCCCCCCCCCUUUGUGUGCUAUACUGUAAAUCCUGUCUUUACUAUCAUCUCAGAACUUUCGCCUUAAAAAUAUUUUUAACUGAUAGAGCUUACAUUAAUUUAUUAGCAGACAUUUCUUUUCCAAAACAACAUACAGUUGAGAAAGCAAGGUCAGACAGUCCUUGGUGCAGUUGGAGUUAAGGGCCUUGAAUGAUAAAAUCAUUCUGCUGGCCCUGGGAUUUGAACCAGCAACCUUCCAACCCCAGGCACAGCACCCUACCUUGCUGAGCCACAAACUGCCCCCUUGAGUAUGUGUUCAGAAGGUAUACGUGUUUAAAUAAUAUAUAUUGCACAGGUUAAGCGGCCUCACGCUUGUAGGGUUAAGGAUUUGAAUCCCACUUCCGACUUCCUGUUUGGGGUUUGCAUGUUCUCCCCCCCACAGCCCAAUAACACACAAUGAGACGACU
Molecule: messenger RNA, 2155 nt
Organism: Paramormyrops kingsleyae
Lineage: Eukaryota; Metazoa; Chordata; Actinopteri; Osteoglossiformes; Mormyridae
Source: RefSeq, a predicted model, not a curated record